Molecule: messenger RNA, 3177 nt
Organism: Melampsora larici-populina 98AG31
Lineage: Eukaryota; Fungi; Basidiomycota; Pucciniomycetes; Pucciniales; Melampsoraceae
Exons: 12
Coding region: 1-3177 (1058 amino acids)
Source: RefSeq, a predicted model, not a curated record
AUGUCCCUGGUCAUCCUGCGUAAGGAGGCCCCUGGCCUUCUCGAUGGGUCACCCCAACCGAUUCCACCUUUGGACAUGGCCAAAUUUAUUCUAUCUGAUCUUGCUGUCCCUACUACUCCUCAAUCGUACGACUCCGAUUCCAGAGUACCCAUUUCAAUCUACAACUGCCAUCAAGUCUUUCAAUUGUAUCGGUCUUAUCAAUUUUCUCAACUUGCUUAUUACUAUUGGCUAUUUCCGUUAGAUCACGCGCGAUCUGUGUCCCCUCCACCUGAAGAGGUCUUACCUCUCGCUACUCAGAGCGAUGCUCACUCCAUCGUUACGGUCACGCAUGUGUCUGAGACUCCUCAACCUACCCCUACCAAAUUGAAGAGACGUCCUCCGAAGAAAACUGGCAAAAAAUUCAAGCUACCAGUGCCAGCCUCGGGUGAACUCGUCACCUUCAUCGAUCACGGAACGACUCGCGAUCCUCAAGGUUAUCCUCUUUAUCCGAAUGGCGAGACGGUGUUUGUCCGGAAGCCUCACGACGACAUCACGAACUUUGGUCACGUCGCCUAUACUCACACCCAAAAAACCAAAGGCACCAAGGACGGACCCUGGAAAACCAUUUGGUAUGCAUGUCUCGGGGUCCUCCGCUGUGACGACGACUUUUGUGCAUAUGCGGCACCUCCUCCAACAGCCGAAGGAAAGGCUGCUGAGUACAUCAAGGACGGAACCCAUAUCUGGACCCAAUGUCCCGGCACCGUCUGUCGAAUUGACAUCCAGAAGGACACCGGUUGGGGCGUCCUUCGCCAUUCCGGUUUCCACGCUCACCCCUGGCCUGCCUCGAAAAAGGCCGACCCCUUGGCGAUGUUGGACCUCACGCAGGAGGUGGUGAAAAACCCGAAGGCCGGACCCUUGGUCCUUAAGGUCUUGGUCGAAAAGGGUCUGAUCCCUGAAAAAGAAAGCAAAGGCGGAGGUGACCGCCUCAUUAUGGACUUGAUGCAUUGGGGAAAUCACGGCCUUCGAUUGAUAUCAACCUCUCUCCUGGGUGCAAACGUGCACAUUACCUUCCAAACGGACUGGAUGGCUGACCAGCUGGUCCGUCGCGACACCUUGGGUAAGGUGUAUUCCGGUGGACUCCUUUCGGAUGUCACCUAUCGAUUCUUUCACCACGGGUACCUUCUUACGACAUCGAUGUAUAGCGAGAUACUCCACCGUUGGAUUCCCAUCCAACUCACGUGGAUGUGGGGCCUGGAAGAGGCGCACUACAAGGCGCACUUCUUGACUCUGCUUGCGCAGAUCAAUGCCGCCGACUUGACUUACCACGAACGGGAUCUCCUGGUCCAACAGGUGGUGGACUUUUCCACCGCGCAAAAGAAAGGUUUUGUAUCUGCUUACAUGGAAGUCUUCCACGAAAACGACCCCGGCAAAGCCUUGAGCAAACUCAAAGGCUGCCAUGAACAUUACCGACAGUCAAUAACUCGGUUCAAGAAGAAUUGCAAUGUUGUUGCCGCGGGCCGAUUGGCUGAGUUCGAAAGCCUUGCUCUGGAUCUCCUCGAACCCAAUAAACCCGGCGACCUGACUCUCACCGACAAAUUUGCUCAAAUCGCUCGACUAUUUCCUAAAGCCAAGCCCUGGAUCGACUGGUGGAACACUGCUGAUAUACACAGCAUGCUGUUCUGCGCCCGGGACCGCCUCCCCAUGGACGAUCCUCCUCUGCCAGAAGGCGAGGACCCGCACGACUAUCCGGAUACCACUAAUGGUCAGGAGUCCAUGCAUUGCCAAUAUUACAUUCUCACGUCUGGUCACUGUACGAUUAUCCAAGGAUUCAUUCAGUUGCUCCUCUUCGCUGAGUCCCUCAAGAGGGACUUCAACAACGUACUCCGAGGGAUCUCGGUGAAGUACGGCAACAGUUGGGAAUCCGUCGUUGAGACCAUGGGUUGGUCAAAAGAACGAACUCGCAGACGCCCAGAAGUCAACGUCGGUCGACCUCCUGAUACGACCGAAGCUUUGAUUCGCCCGAAGAAACUGGGCCGACCCACCGGAUCCAGCAAUGUCAAUCGCGAUCCCCAUUCUUCCUAUCAGUCCUACACGGCAAGCACCGAACCCGGGAUCGAAGGGCAAAGUGGAGAAGGUCUCUUCUCCAACAACCUUCGAUGCUGCACGACCUGUUGCACAGACCGGAACUCGACUUCGACGGACGCGGAUGUAGAUGAAGGGAGUGAUAGAGUCACCGUUGGGAAGCUGAACGAAGGUGACGAUAUCCCUCGCUUGUACGAACGAUCCCGUUUGGAUUUCACUGGGCAACCGAUGAACGUCUACUUCCACCUUCGAGGUGUGGCUGGUCUAACCGAAGAAGAUCGUAUCAGCUUCAUGGGGGAGAUGGACUGGCCUGCCACUUUGGUUCUCAACGAUGUCUCCUACGAAAUAGUCUCAAGGGGUUUUUGGGGUUACCAUCAUUACUGGAGUAAAGUGGUGAGGUAUGUAGAUGGGGUUCGUGGGGUGUGGUUUUAUGACGACCGAAAGGACGAUGGCCGUGCUCAGCUUCUAGGUCGAGAUCUCUCGUCAAUCUCGGGGGCUCAACCGUCAACCACCAAGAUCACGUCGAAGAAUCCAGACGCUCAAGGAGAUUUACCUUUUGUUUCGCAACCGGAUUUGGACGACGUCGAGGAGAUCGAGGAGGAUUUGCCAGACCUGCCUGAAUUGGAUGCUCCUUUGAAGACGUUGGCGAGCGGCGUGGGCACCAGUCAGCCCUCAUCUCACGUCGCCAAGGUCGCUUUUACAUCAGCUGCGUCUCCAGCUGUUGAAGAGCUGGAGGAAUUGGAAACAACGGUUCCUACCGUUGGCUCGCAAGCUGUUUCUCACAGUGACAAGGCCAAACAGGCGUUUAUUCGGGCUCAAAACUGUCCGUCGUCUUCAGCUCCGCCGUCUGUUAUGAGAAGGGAGGAGGGCAAGGAGGAUAACGAUCCUGUUCCAGCUUCCCUGCCCGAAGAACCGAAAGCCAACGUGAAGGGGCCGUUGAAUGUCCGCCUUCGUGUUAACAAGCGCCCGAAAUCUCAGUCUCCGUCACCUCAGAAAGUUCCAAAGGUCAAGAAGGGUGCGGCCAAAGAUAAGAAAGCUUUACAGGCGGUCAAGGAGGAAGAUCUUGAGGAAAAGGGAAAGGCCAAGCCUAAGCUUAAAGGGAGAAAGAAGAAAUGA